AACAACGGGCCAGAGGGCCAGAGGAAGAGGGGGCGGUUGCUGCCUUGAUGACACUUCUGUUGGCAUCUUCUUGGCCAGAAUUCAGACCCGUGGCCUCACUAAGGGAGGCUGGACAGUCGGUCCAGCUGAAAAUCAAGAUCUUACCACUCAGGACGAAUGGACAUUGAGAGGAAGCCGACCACCCCUUCCACAGAGGACAAACAUCAUGCUGACGGCAGUCUACUUGCUGAAGAACCACCUGUGCAUGUACCAUGACGACAGCCAGUACUUGCUGAACUGUUACCAACUGUGGGCACGUGACCCGCGUCACCUAGUCCUUACACCCACCUUCGAAGGAUACUACAGAGAAGCAAGCCGAGGCACAGAGAGGCAGAGCGACUUGUCCAAGGUCACCCAGUGAACAGAGAAGCAACUCUCACCAGCGAUUACAGGGCCAAACCCAGGGGCCAAAUGGGCUGGUCCAAGGGGCUCAAGGACUGCAGAGUGAGGAGGGGGCACGGAGCCAGAGGCACGUCCUCACUUUGAGCCCCUCCAUGCCUCACGCACCCGUCCACUCUACGGAGGUCCCCCCACAGCACGCUGUCUGCUGCCUGGGUUUGCCAUCCGUGGGCAGCCGGCACCAGGCAGGUGCCCAGAAGACAUCUGACCUGUGAGUGAACACAGGUGCGAGGCCCGCUCUGUGCUGGGCUCUGCGCUGGGACUGAGACCCAGACCCUGCCCGCUGGCGCUCACGGCCAAGGAAGGGGACGGCCAGCGGCCCUGCUGGGAGCAGAGCUGGUGCAGGCAGAAAGCCUGGCGUGGCUGAGCUGCGCUUUACGAGUCACGAGCAAGACGGGAUGCAGUGCCUAAGGUAGGCCGAGGCCAGUCUGCCGAGUCUUCUGGAGUCCGAAGUGAGAAGUGUAGCCUCAGCCCUGCGGCAGCAGGGGGGCUGUAAGCAGGUGGCGGCAGGCGGCGUCUGGGAGGACUGUUCUGGCAGCCUGCGCAGAGAACGAAGGCAGGGAGGUCCGCAGGGAGGCUGGAGCACUGAUGGGCGGGCACCCAGGAGGCAAGGACCUGAGCUGGGAUGGCCAGGCAGCUGCGGGUCAGGAGGGAAGAGGCCCUCCUGGCCCUACCGCUGUUGCUGCUGCUCUCCUCAGCCCCCUGUGCCCCCCAGGUCUCCGGGAUCCGGGGAGAUGCUCUGGAGAGGUCCUGCUUUCAGCAGCCCCUGGACUGCGAUGACAUCUACGCCCAGGGCUACCAGGUGGACGGCGUGUACCUCAUCUACCCCUCAGGCCCCAGCGUGCCUGUGCCCGUCUUCUGUGACAUGACCACUGAGGGCGGCAAGUGGACGAUUUUCCAGAAGAGAUUCAACGGCUCAGUGAGCUUCUUCCGGGGCUGGAACGACUACAAGCUGGGCUUCGGGCGCGCGGACGGGGAGUACUGGCUGGGGCUGCAGAACCUGCACCUCCUGACGCUGAAGCAGAAGUACGAGCUGCGGGUGGACCUGGAGGACUUUGAGAACAACACAGCCUUCGCCAAGUACGCUGACUUCUCCAUCUCUCCCAAUGCGGUCAGCGCCGAGGAGGACGGCUACACCCUCUAUGUGGGGGGCUUCGAGGACGGCGGGGCAGGCGACUCCCUGUCCUACCACAGCAGCCAGAAGUUCUCCACCUUCGACCGGGACCAGGACCUCUUCGUGCAGAACUGUGCGGCCCUCUCCUCCGGAGCCUUCUGGUUCCGCAGCUGCCACUUCGCCAACCUCAACGGCUUCUACCUGGGCGGCUCCCACCUCUCCUACGCCAACGGCAUCAACUGGGCGCAGUGGAAGGGCUUCUACUACUCCCUCAAGCGCACCGAGAUGAAGAUCCGCCGGGCCUGAGGGGCUGCCCCGCCCCGGCCCCCAAGGCCGCUCUGCUGCUCCCUCCGCUCUGGCCUCCCGCGGGGCCUGUCACACUCAUUGCGUCCACCUCUCGGCCAGGCCUCUGCUCCCUGCCCCCCGAGGCGCCUCCGAAAGACACAGCCAUCCGGCCAGGACUUGGACUCUGUCCCUGAGGGGCUCUCCCAGGCUGCAGGCUUCUGGGCUCCACCUCAGCCAGCUUCCUGACUGGCCUCCUCCAUCUGGGGCCACCAGAGCCAGCAAGACUGGCUGGCGCAGUCCGAUCUAUGCUCACAGCACACACCGGGCCACUUGCAUGUGGCCACUGCUGCCACCCCCAGCAAUCCCUCUGACCAGUAGAGCAUCUCUCAUCCUCUGCCUCUCCCACCAGCUUUAGCCCAGUGCUGAGCACCGUGGACCCCAGCCCCGUCUCACUGUGGCCCUUAGCCUCCCGCCUUCCCCUCCUGGAUGCCCCAGGCCCGAUACUGAAACCAUACUCCCCUCCAGCUACGCAGGCCACCCCAGAACAGCCAGAGCCGAGGAAGGCACAGUUGUGAGGUCCCCCCACCUGCCCCGGGGGUGAGCUGAUGGUGGGAGAGGGCAGAGGACGCCCUCUGUGGGGAUGGAGGCAGGUGGGGAGCACAGGUCUCAAUAAACCUCAGGACCUGAA
Camelus dromedarius (Arabian camel) is the source of this 2525-nucleotide messenger RNA. It is a transcript of the gene MFAP4, whose product is annotated as microfibril associated protein 4. Gene Ontology annotation, biological process: elastic fiber assembly. NCBI's taxonomy places the organism in Eukaryota, Metazoa, Chordata, Mammalia, Artiodactyla, Camelidae. Bases 1064 to 1858 code for a protein of 264 amino acids. The transcript is spliced from 6 exons. The record is from RefSeq and is a predicted model, not a curated record.